GCGCCCCUCCCCUGGGAAACCAGGUGGUGGGAGAGGGCACUGUCCCAGACCUUCCUGGAGUUAAGCUUGAGAGGAGGUGUAUCUGGUCUUAGCUGUUGAAGGUUCUUUUUUAAACAUGGGGAGUCUGGGGGCGCUCUGUUGGUUGAGCGUCUGACUCCUGAUUUCAGCUCAGGUCAUGAUCUCAGGGUCCUGAGAUUGAGCCCCGCGUCGGGCUCUGUAGUCAGUGCGGAGUCAGCUUGAGGUUCUCUCUCUUUGUCUCUCUGUCCCUUUCUCCUACUCUUGAAAGAAACAAACAAAAAAACACAUACGGGUAGUUACUGUGUAUCCUAAGCUUUGGACCCUGUUGACAGUUUCGGGGCACCAAGAUCUCCCCACCCACCCCGGGCCUCCACUCCCCCCGUGUAUCCCAUCCGGUAGGCACAUUUGAUUUGAAGUCAGUGCUGCUUACGCGCAGGGAAACCGCAGUGUGUGUGUGCUGUUGGGUCACGUUUUCAUCAGAAACCCCUGUUAAGGCAUUUUACUGGAGUGGAACAAACGAUGUUCAGAUUUUCUCAGGGUUGUCAAGGUGAGUGAUUGACUCGGUGAGGGUAUGUAGGUGACAUCGGGUCGCUAACCACGAUACUGGCCUUUUGAUAGUUCUCUGCGCUGUAGCCACAUGCUGUGAAAGUUUACAUUAUUUUGAAUUCAAAUGAUGUUGGCAAGAAAGAAUUUUUCCCGUUUUAUACUUCCCUUUGGGAAAGCAGGGGUGAUGUGAUGUUGCGUCUUUGUGUAAGGGCAGUGCGCGUAGACUGGGGUGCAGCAUCCCUCCCCGCGGCCCAGGGCUGCUGCACAGGCGGCUCCUCUGACAAGGCUCGUGUGCCCCGGGCAGGGGUGGGCGGCGCGGGGGAGCUGGGCCGCUCAGGAUGGUCGGGCGGUGCCUGGAUGGGGGCAUGCACCCAGGGAGGGCCUCAGGAUGGGAGAGCGGGGUCGGGACGGCCUGCAGGAUGCCAGGAGGGACUUCGUGACGACGGGGAGAGUUUCUGGAGGUGCCGUCGUUGGAGAGCAGGUGCAGCGCGCCGCUCUGGCGGACACACGGUCGUGAGUCCGGCAGGAUGGCACCAAAGCAGCGACCGGCCGGGCCAAGGGCAGACUUCGGAUGGUAGAGCUCUGAGUGCGGCUCUCCCCGCCCCCCCCCCCAGGGUCUACUCUCUGCGCGAGCCUCAGACCCCCGCCAGGGUCAUCGUGCUUUCAGAGGCGGAGGAGGAAAGCCUGAUACUCAAUAAAGGGAGGGCGUAUUCAGCGUCCCUGGGGGAGACGGCUGUCGCGUUUGACUUUGGGCCACUGUGCGCCGUCCCGAGGAGCGUGUUUGCGCAGAAGGGCAAGGGUGAGGUCGUGGCGCACCCGCUAUACAUCCUGUGUGAGAAUGGGGAGACCUUCCUCACGUACGUCAGCCUGGCGCACAGCGCCGGGGUUGUGGGGAAGCUGCUGGGUCCACUGCCCAUGCACCCCGCAGCCGAAGACAACUACGGCUACGACGCGUGCGCCAUUCUCUGCCUGCCCUGCGUCCCCAACAUCCUGGUGAUCGCCACCGAGUCUGGAGUGCUGUACCACUGCGUCGUGCUGGAGGGGGAGGAGGAGGACGACCAGACAUCAGAGAAGUCCUGGGACUCCAGGGCCGACCUCGUCCCGUCUCUGUACGUGUUCGAGUGCGUGGAGCUGGAGCUCGCCCUGACGCUCGCCGCCGGGGACGAUGACCCCUUCGAUUCUGACUUUUCUUGUCCCAUCAGACUGCACAGAGAUCCCAGGUGUCCCUCAAGAUACCACUGCACUCACGAAGCCGGCGUGCACAGUGUUGGGCUCACUUGGAUUCAUAAACUUCACAAAUUUCUUGGGUCAGACGAGGAGGACAAGGACAGCUUGCAGGAGCUGGCUGCUGAGCAGAAGUGCUUCGUGGAGCACAUCCUCUGCACCAAGCCGCUGCCCUGCAGGCAGCCGGCACCCAUCCAAGGGUUCUGGAUCGUGCCCGACAUCCUGGGGCCCACGAUGGUCUGCGUCACCAACAGCUAUGAGUGCCUCAUCCGGCCCUUGCUAAGCACCGUCCACCCGGCAUCUCCGCCCCUGCUCUGCACCCGAGAAGAUGAGGCCACGGCCGAGUCUCCUCUCCGCAUCCUGGCUGAGAGCCCAGACUCCUUUGAGAAGCACAUCAGAAGCAUUUUGCAACGGAGCGUUGCGAAUCCCGCCUUUUUGAAGUGGUCGGACAAGGCCGUGGCGCCACCCCCUGAGGAGUGCCUGCAGCUGCUGAGCCGCGCCACGCAGGUGUUCCGGGAGCAAUACGUGCUGAAGCAGGACCUGGCCAAGGAGGAGAUCCAGCGCAGGGUCCGGCUGCUGUGCGACCAGAAGCAGAAGCAGCUGGAGGACCUCAGCCACUGCCGCGAGGAGAGGAAGAACCUGCGGGAGAUGGCGGAGCGCCUGGCCGACAAGUACGAGGAGGCCAAGGAGAAGCAGGAGGACCUCAUGAACAGGAUGAAGACGGUGCUGCACCGCGUCCAUGCGCAGCUGCCGGUGCUGUCGGACCGUGAGCGCGACAUGCGGCGGGAGCUGCAGCGCAUCCCCGAGCAGCUGCGCCACCUGGGCCGCGCCAUCAAGCAGGUGACCAUGAAGAAGGACUACCAGCAGCGCAAGAUGGCACGCGCUCUUAGCCCACAGAAGCCCGCCAUGGCCCUCAGCGCCUACCAGCGCAGCUGCAUCCAGUCGGUGCUGAAGGAGGAGGGCGAGCACAUCCGGGAGAUGGUGAAGCAGAUCAACGCCAUCCGCAGCCACGUGAACUUCUGAGCCGCGGCGGGACCCCACGGGCGGACGCGGCCAUAGCUCCCACGGGGGCUCACGCCCAACUCACGAAGAGGCCUUGUCGGCGCACUCGGCCCUGCUGGUGCAUCUUUCCCGCCCGUGUGUAUAAUUACCGAAUAAAUGCUUUUACAUAGGA
Messenger RNA from Lutra lutra (Eurasian river otter), 2962 nucleotides. RefSeq names its product nucleoporin 88 (gene NUP88). The record is from RefSeq and is a predicted model, not a curated record. The transcript is spliced from 15 exons. Gene Ontology annotation, biological process: mRNA export from nucleus; protein import into nucleus; ribosomal large subunit export from nucleus. Gene Ontology annotation, cellular component: nuclear pore. Gene Ontology annotation, molecular function: structural constituent of nuclear pore. NCBI's taxonomy places the organism in Eukaryota, Metazoa, Chordata, Mammalia, Carnivora, Mustelidae. Bases 754 to 2811 code for a protein of 685 amino acids.